Molecule: messenger RNA, 1683 nt
Organism: Spea bombifrons (plains spadefoot toad)
Lineage: Eukaryota; Metazoa; Chordata; Amphibia; Anura; Pelobatidae
Gene: PDLIM1
Product: PDZ and LIM domain 1
Exons: 8
Coding region: 377-1405 (342 amino acids)
Biological process (GO): actin cytoskeleton organization; muscle structure development; heart development
Cellular component (GO): stress fiber; Z disc; adherens junction
Molecular function (GO): muscle alpha-actinin binding; actin binding
Source: RefSeq, a predicted model, not a curated record
GUCUGUGAUUAAUCGCAUGGAAGCAUGGAUGAGGUAUGACCAGAAAGGAAUGCGGAGUCUGGUAAACAUCCCACGGAUUUGGGAUCCCUGCUCUUCCAUACAAGGACAGAGCGCAGUGUCAGAGCGGGGAGGGAUCCCGACAUCCCCGACCAGCAAAGCCAAUGAACCCGCAGCAGGCAGCCGGAGGACGGAAUCUUCGGAUCGCUGCUAACCCUCGGUCUGGGCGUUUCCAGCCGGAGACCACGCCCCUUUCUACUACAGGGCUCAGUAAUCAGGAAAAAGUUCUUGCAUUACCCGAUCGCUCGCUGCCUGCGCCUGGAAGCGGGGAAUUAAAGGGACCGUGUCCUAUUUCACACUCUCACCCUAUAACCGAAUCAUGUCCAUCAAACGCAUCACUAUCGCGGGGCCAGCGCCGUGGGGGUUCCGGCUCGUCGGAGGAAAAGAUUUCGAUCAGCCCUUAACUAUUUCAAGGGUAACACCAGGAAGUAAAGCCGCAUCUGCGGAUCUGUGCAUUGGAGAUGUGGUGGUGACCAUUGACGGGCAAAACACAGAUGGCAUGACUCAUCUGGAGGCACAAAACAAAAUAAAAGGCUGCGAGGAUGAUUUGGUCUUAACUAUAAACAGAGCUGAAUCAAAAAUUUGGUCACCUCUUGUUUCUGAAGAAGGAAAAGCAAACCCAUAUAAAAUGAAUCUUGCAUCUAACCCUCAGGAAGUUAAACAAAUAGGAAGUGCACAUAAUCGAAGUGCUAUGCCGUUCACUGCUGCCUCCGCUUCAAGCACCUCAAAAGUCAUCACUACUCAGUACAACAACCCGGCCGGCCUCUAUUCCUCUGACAACAUCAAGACCUUCAAUAAUACUUUGGAGACCAAAUCCUCCCCUGGUGCCCAAGUACCAACUACACCUGUGGAGCGACCACAGCCAACGAAUACUCGAGUCAUUGACUCAGAAGUCUACAAGAUGCUUCAGGAAAACCAGGAAUCGGAUGAGCCGCCAAGACAGUCAACUUCUUUCCUAGUGUUGCAGGAGAUUUUGGAGACAGAAGAGAAAGAUUUUGAGGGAACAGAUGUGUUUUCAGAUACUGCAAAGGGUCACUUUAUAGAUCCAGGUGAAAAACCAUCCGGGUUCCGGAGUGUCAGAGCUCCCACCAGUAAAGUGGCUGCCUCCGUGGGUAGUGGACAGAAGCUACCAAUCUGUGAUCAAUGCGGAUCUGGCAUUGUGGGAGCAUUUGUGAAGAUUCGCGACAAGCCCCGUCACCCUGAAUGCUACGUGUGUACCGACUGCGGGAUGAAUCUCAAGCAGAAGGGCCACUUUUUUGUGGAAGACAUAAUGUAUUGUGAAAAGCAUGCCCGAGAGCGAGUGACUCCACCCGAGGGAUAUGAGGUGGUAACAGUCUUCCCAAAAUAAACCAUUUCUUUAUAUCUUCCACACUGAUGUAUCCCAAAAAAUGACAUUUUUGUACCCAUUUUUAUGCUGAGCAAGUCUUCUGUUUACCCAAAACAUGAUUUAACUUCUGUUCUCAGCCAACGCUUUUUAGGAAAAUUAUCUGUGGAAUUUUUCUUUAAGAUCACUUAAAAUCAACAUCUAUGAUGUUUUUCAUCUUUGCAUUUGUUGAUAUUCAAUACAGAAAAGAACAUUUAUUAUACAAAAUUCAAUGGCGUCUUCAUACAAUAAAAAAAAAUUCU